CCCACCCCCUCGGACUGCUCAUGCGCGGUAGCGCGGGGAAGCGAGCCGUCGCUGUCGCCGUGGCAGCGGGAUAGAGGACGGCGGGACCCUGUUGAUUGUGGUAGCGAUGGAAGCCCUGGGGGAGGCCGGCCUGCACUUCGACGAACUCAACAAACUCAGGGUCUUGGACCCUGAAGUGGCGCAAAGCACAACAGAACUGAAGGAGGAGUGCAAGGACUUUAUAGAAAAAAUAGGCCAGUUCCAAAAAAUUGUUGGUGGUUUAAUUGACAUAGUCGAUCAACUUGCUAAAGAAGCAGAAAAUGAAAAGAUGAAGGCCAUAGGUGCUCGAAAUCUUCUGAAAUCAGUUGCUAAGCAAAGAGAAGCUCAACAGCAGCAGCUCCAAGCUUUAAUAGCUGAAAAGAAAAUGCAGCUUGAAAGGUACCGGAUAGAAUAUGAUGCACUGUCAAAAGUAGAAGCUGAACAAAAUGAGUUCAUUGAUCAGUUCAUUCUUCAGAAAUGAAGUGGGAACAAGAGACCCUAACAAGAAGCGUUUUAACUGUAAUGUUGCAGUGACUAUUCCAUUAUGACAUUCCUUCAAAACAGUGAUUUUACACAAUGUGUAAUCUUGCAUUGCCUUUUCAUAUUUAUUGAAUAUAUAUCAAGCAGUUAUUUCUAUAAUGUAGAUGUGUAUGUGGUUUAUUCCGACUACAUAAACAAUUUUGAAUGCACAAUUUUAAUAACUACAUUUUUAGGAUGACAUUUCCAUAAGCAUCAAAACACUAAUUCACAUGUAAAUAUUUUGUUAGCCCAGAUUAUUAUAUAUAUUUGUUAUCAUACAUAAAUAGUUCCUUCAACUUGUGAGACCAUGGUCUAUAAAGUUUGCAUUUGAGUAGUCUUUUGUCAGAAUUAAUAAAACUGAUUGUUGAAGCUGAGUCUUACCUCUCGCAGCCCUUUUGGGUGAUCCUGUGCACUACAUAGUUACCUCUGAUAUAAUGGAUGCUGAAAACAAACUUUCAGCAAAACUAGCCAGAGUGAGGGUUUAAUAUGCAACCCCCAUCAGGAAAUAUCAAUAUUUGACAUUGGGCUGUAAUUGGGUUUGACUGACCUGUCAACCUCUUAUUUAAAGGAAUUAAUGUAGUUUCAAUGUUGCUGGCUUACCCUGAACUACAUUCUCCCUCUCUAUCCUCAACACUAUAGAUGUUUUAUGGCCUUAUUCAUGAAGUGGGAGAGAUUAUUUUAGAGUAAUUUCAUGUAUGUGUGAAGCAUAUGCAUGCUUUCCUCAUUGUUAGCAUCCUGGUGAUAUGAAAGAAACAGAUUUGGCGUAGUGCAAAGCAAAUCUGCAUGUCUUUCCUUUUUAUUAUUACUCAACUACAUCUGUUUCAAAAUUAAUUCAUAUCAGGUGCUGGAUCUGUUUCAGUGUAGAAAAUUCUUGGAAAUAUUCCACUUACAGGCAUACAGCAUGGAAACAGACCCUUUGGUCCAAUUAGUCCAUACCGACCAUGUUCUCAAACUAAAUGAGUACAGCUUGUCUGCAUUUAGCCCAUCUCCCUCCAAACAUUUCCUAUUCAUGUAAUUAUCCAAAUGUCUUUUAAAUGUUGUAACUGUGCCUGCAUUCAUCACUUCCUCUAGCAGUUCAUUCCACACACACCAUCCAGCCUAUUUUUAUAACUGAAGACAUUCCAUUCCCAGCAAUAUCUUUGUAAAUCUUUUCUGAACCCUCUCCAAUUCAAUAAUAACCUUCCUAUAGCAGGAAGACCAGAACUGCGCACAGUAUUCCAGAAGACUCCUCAUCAAUGUUCAGUACAACCUCAACAUGACAUCCCAACACUUAUUUAAAAAAAAAUAAAUCUGAUCAAUUCCUCUCGAGAAUAGCCACAAACAUGUAGGUUUGAGGAUCAUGAUACUAGUGUGAACGAAAAUUCAAUCACCCUUACUGAAGUAAAUUAUUAGGAUAACUAUUUCACAGCAAUCUUGUGGAAGUUCACUUACUAUCUGUCACACUAAUGCAUAUUUAAUAUAGCCAAUGCUCCUUUAUCGAGGAUGACUAGUGGUGAAUACACAGUUAGUAAGCAUCUUAGUUGGUCCAAUAAUAUACAUUGUUGUCUCAAACUAAAUGCCUUCCUCGUCCAAAGUUUUCCAACAGAAUUUCACUUAGCUUUGAUUAUAUACUGCAAUAAUAAUUGUGCUUAAAGAAUGCCAGAAUAUCUAUUUUUCAGUGUUUCUCAAUUUAUAUUAUAUACAGUGCCUUUACAUACAGCUGUAGAAGCUAUUUUAAUGGUUUUUUUGUGUUCACAUUUUUAAGUUAAGCAAAGAGUACUUGAGUAUCUGAGUUAUGAAAGAAUAUUCAGCCAGCACAGUAUUCCAGGACCUAAUCAACUGUAUUUUUUUGUCUUAAUCUGACCCCUCUGGUCAGACUCUGGAAUUUGGGAAAAAAUUCUUCUGAAUGCGUCAAUAAAGUCAAUAUUUAAUGGGCCAAGUAGUGGUCCAUUUUAUAGCUCUUACUUUAACAAUAUUUCUCUGGUAGAAGCGUGAGUAACAUAUCAUGGAAACAAAAACUCUUGCAGUGUCCACUCCAGGGUGCACAGUGUCCUGAGUUGAAUAUGUACCAUUGCCCCUUGCUGUUUGUUUAAUUAAAGUUACAGAAUGUCCCCAGCUGAAUACAACUCUGUCAGUACCAACACCAUAAGGAUUGCAGUGUUUCAAGGUAAUUAGUUAUAGACAAUUAAUACAACACUGUAUCACCCAUAUCCUAAAAACAAAUAAAAGGUUUUCUUGUCCUAA
This is a messenger RNA of Hemiscyllium ocellatum (epaulette shark), 2760 nucleotides long. It is a transcript of the gene ift20, whose product is annotated as intraflagellar transport 20 homolog (Chlamydomonas). Bases 107 to 499 code for a protein of 130 amino acids. The record is from RefSeq and is a predicted model, not a curated record. The transcript has 4 exons. Lineage: Eukaryota; Metazoa; Chordata; Chondrichthyes; Orectolobiformes; Hemiscylliidae. Gene Ontology annotation, cellular component: intraciliary transport particle B; cilium; Golgi apparatus. Gene Ontology annotation, biological process: centrosome localization; protein localization to cilium; intraciliary transport.